Messenger RNA from Castor canadensis (American beaver), 339 nucleotides. It is a transcript of the gene Clps, whose product is annotated as colipase. Gene Ontology annotation, cellular component: extracellular region. Gene Ontology annotation, molecular function: enzyme activator activity; lipase binding. The record is from RefSeq and is a predicted model, not a curated record. Lineage: Eukaryota; Metazoa; Chordata; Mammalia; Rodentia; Castoridae. Gene Ontology annotation, biological process: lipid catabolic process; digestion; response to food.
AUGGAGACGGUCCUUGUCCUUCUGCUCAUUGCCCUCUCUGUGGCCUCCGCGGCUCCCGACCCCCGGGGACUCCUUAUCAACCUGGAAGAUGGCGAGCUCUGCCUAAACAGCGUGCAGUGCAAGAGCAGCUGCUGUCAGCACGACAGCAUUCUGGGCCUGACGCGCUGCACACACAUGGCCAGAGAGAACGGUGAAUGCUCGCCCAAGACGAUCUACGGGACUUACUACAAGUGUCCCUGUGAGCGGGGCCUGUCCUGUGAGGGAGACAAGAGUAUCCUUGGUGCCAUCACCAACACCAACUAUGGCAUCUGCCUUGAUAUUGGACGCUCCAAUGAGUAA